AAACAUGUCAAUGAAAGCCGCUGCAGUAGUAGAGUCAGCUGUUGCUACAACCUCAUUCACAGGAGGGUUGAAGUGUAAACAAACAUUGACAUAGUGAGCACAUUUGAUGUCUGGGCUGUGCUUGUGACCUUCGGCUAAGUUUCCAAUAAUUGGACGCACGUGCUUCCUUCGCUCGCCGGUGAAUGUUUUGUUUGAAUUUGUUUGACGCGUGAGUUAGGUUAUCUUUAUCCAAGUUUCGAGAAAUUAUUCGAGGAUGCCAGAUAUAAAGUUGCCGAAUAUCCUUGUUACGGGGACCCCUGGUGUGGGCAAAUCUCAUCUAUGCGCCAAACUGAGCGAAGAUUUGAAAUUAAAAUACCACGACAUCUCAGCAGUCGCAAAGGAUCAAGGUUUUGUUGAUGGUCAUGACGACGAAUACGAUUGUCCUAUACUAGACGAGGAUAAACUUCUUGACUACUUGGAACCCAUCAUGAGUGCUGGUGGAAACAUUGUCGAAUAUCAUAGUUGUGACUUUUUCCCGGAAAGAUGGUUCGAUGCAGUUUUCGUAGUAACCUGUAAUAAUACUAUAUUACACGAUCGGCUCACAGAACGGAAUUACAACCCUAAGAAGCUGCAGUCAAACAUAGAGUGCGAGAUUUUCCAGACAAUUCUAGAAGAGGCGAGAGAUUCAUAUGAUGAAGACAUCGUAUUUGAAAUUAAAGGCGAGACAGAAAAGGAUUGUCAAGACAGCGUUAAAAAGGUUAAAGAAUGGUAUAAAUCCUGGAAAAGGAGAAGUAAUUAACUGUUGAUAAUACCAAUCAAUUUAUCAGACUUGUGGAAUUUUUGUAUACUCUCUGUUUUCCAAAGUAAUAAAAACCGAAUUAAUCUUUAAAUUUGAACAGACGAUGAAUGAAUAAAUGCCUCUAUAUCAAA
This is a messenger RNA of Hermetia illucens (black soldier fly), 909 nucleotides long. It is a transcript of the gene Ak6, whose product is annotated as adenylate kinase isoenzyme 6 homolog. The coding region runs from base 254 to 778 and encodes 174 amino acids. The transcript has 4 exons. NCBI's taxonomy places the organism in Eukaryota, Metazoa, Arthropoda, Insecta, Diptera, Stratiomyidae. Gene Ontology annotation, cellular component: nucleus; cytoplasm. Gene Ontology annotation, molecular function: ATP binding; AMP kinase activity; ATP hydrolysis activity. The record is from RefSeq and is a predicted model, not a curated record.